This is a messenger RNA of Phanerochaete carnosa HHB-10118-sp, 195 nucleotides long. RefSeq lists its product as uncharacterized. The annotation marks the transcript as partial. NCBI's taxonomy places the organism in Eukaryota, Fungi, Basidiomycota, Agaricomycetes, Polyporales, Phanerochaetaceae. The record is from RefSeq and is a predicted model, not a curated record. The transcript has a single exon.
CUAGCCCUGACUAUCUUCGAGUACAUAAUCACGUUUGGGCAAGAAGUAGAUGCUGUAUGGCAGAGUGCUUGGACAGCCACCUCUGUGCUCUUGUUCUCAACACGUUAUGCGAUGAUAGCCAACGCCUUUCUAUUUUUUGUGCCAAAUACAUCACACGUACGUCUUUCUUAUGCCACUCGAAUGCAAUGCCAGUGA